This is a messenger RNA of Procambarus clarkii (red swamp crayfish), 1335 nucleotides long. NCBI's taxonomy places the organism in Eukaryota, Metazoa, Arthropoda, Malacostraca, Decapoda, Cambaridae. The record is from RefSeq and is a predicted model, not a curated record.
AGACCUUGGGCUAGCGCAAGCAAUAUCAUCCAGGUGUUGGUUGGAGGACAGAGGUGGGGCCAGCGGGUAUAUAAGGCACAGCGGGUGUGGUCAGAAACACACAACUCGACUCUCCUCCAGCACAGACAAUCCUCGCCAGCAGUUAUGAAGUUCUUGAUUUUGGUCUCAGCAUUGUUGGCAGCGGCGAGCGCCCUCCCCACCUACUCCAACCCGGGGUGGGUGGUCCCUGCUGGUAGCAUCGGCCUCUCUGGUAUUGUGCGCAGAGAUGGCACCAUCGAAGGCUUCACAGGCGACUUCACCCGUGACAUUGUGGCCAUCGGACCCUCUGGGAUCGUGACCAAGUCUGGAGCUAAUGUGCAGCUCGACAGUAACCUCCACAGGGUGAGGCGAGCUUAUUAUGCUGGAUUUACUCGUCCUGAGGGCAGCGUUGGCUACUCGGGUAUUGUGCGAGCUGAUAGCACCGUCGACGCCUUCUCAGGGGACUUCUCCCAUGAUAUUGUCGCCAUCGGACCUUCCGGUAUCGUGACAAAGUCUGGCAAGAAUGUGCAGCUCGACAGUAACCUCCACAGGGUGAGGCGAGCUUAUUAUGCUGGAUUUACUCGUCCUGAGGGCAGCGUUGGCUACUCGGGUAUUGUGCGAGCUGAUGGCACCGUCGACGCCUUCUCAGGGGACUUCUCCCAUGAUAUUGUCGCCAUCGGACCUUCCGGUAUCGUGACAAAGUCUGGCAAGAAUGUGCAGCUCGACAAUAACCUCCACAGGGUGAGGCGAGAUUAUGCUGGAUUUACUCGUCCUGAGGGCAGCGUUGGUUACUCGGGUAUUGUGCGAGCUGAUGGCACCGUCGACGCCUUCUCAGGGGACUUCUCCCAUGAUAUUGUCGCCAUCGGAGCAUCCGGUAUCGUGACUAAGUCUGGCAAGAACGUCCAGUUGACAUCGGGUCUGUACCGCGUCUAGUGACAUGUUACUGGACACUUCGACAUGCUCACCUCCUGGAUCUGAACGGACCCGCUGGAAUAGUGCUCUCCGACGGACACCUCCUCCAGAAGCCUUCAGAAUAUUAGACCCGACCACAGCGCUCCAGAUGACCUUCCCUUCCCGUCUUGCAGUCGUUGAGGUGCUCCUCUCCAAGAAUCAUACUUUUCUGUGUAAAUGUUUCCUUUACUCUAUUUGAUCACAAUAUGUUCACAUUGUUCAUAAACACCUUAAUAUCUUCUUCACGCCAUCGCCAUAUAUUUGGUGUCUCUAUAAAACAUUUUCUUGUCUUAAAAGAACAAUACAAAUAUCAUUAUAAUGUAACUAAAGACAUAUUUUCUGCGAAAUAAAUAGAUGAAAUAUAAA